CUCCCCGUCCCCGCCCGCCCGGUGCCGUCGGAGAGGUUGACAGGUCGUGGCGGGGAGGCGGCGGCGGCGGCGGCGGCACCGGCACGGCCCGGCGCCCGAGACGGAGCCCUAUGGGGAACGCGACGAGCCACGGCAGUGAGGACGAGGCGGCAGCCGCCGGGGGCGAGGGCUGGGGCCCGCUUCAAGACUGGGUCGAGGAGCUGAGCGCGACCCCCGGCUCGGGCCCGGCGGCCCCGGCGCUGCCGCCCGCCGCGGCUCUGCUGGAGCCCGCCCGCCUGCGCGAAGCGGCGGCUGCCCUGCGGCCCGUGCCGCCCAGCGAGUCGCUCGUGUCGAGGCACCACGGCGCGCUGCUGCGCUGGCUGGAAGAGCGGCUGGGCCGCGGCGAGGAGUCCGUCACCCUGGAGCAGUUCCGGGAAGUGCUGGAGGCUCGCGGCGCCGGCUGUUCCGGCGAGCAGUUCGAGGAGGCUUUUGCUCAGUUUGAUGCAGAGGGUGAUGGUACAGUUGACGCUGAGAACAUGUUGGAGGCUCUGAAGAAUUCCAGUGGAGCAAAUCUUCAGGGAGAGCUGAGCCACAUCAUCAGACAGCUGCAGGCCUGUUCUCUUGUUCCUGGUUUUACAGAUAUAUUUGCAGAGUCAAAGGGGAGUUUGGAAGUACAUUCAUCAGUGAUUCUGCGCUUCCUGCAUCGCAAUCGGGCCUCCGGCACGGCUAUCCCCUACCCCUUGCUGGACCACUGUGGCAAUAUGUGCACCAUGAGGGCUUCUGUUCUAAAGGAGUCUCUGGAUCAACUAGUACAAAAAGAAAAAGAAAGCCCUGGAGAUCUCACUAGAAGCCCAGAGAUGGACAAACUCAAGACAGUAGCCAAGUGCUAUGCUUAUGUUGAAACAUCCUCCAACCCUGCAGACAUUGAAAAAAUGACAAAUGGAGAAACAUCAUCAUACUGGCAGUCAGAUGGCAAUGCACGUUCACACUGGAUUCGUUUAAAAAUGAAGCCAGAUGUUGUGCUUAGGCACUUGUCAAUUGCAGUGGCUGCCACUGACCAGAGCUACAUGCCGCAGCAGGUGACAGUAUCUGUGGGGAGAAGUGCCAAUGAUCUCCAGGAAGUCCGCGAUGUGCAUAUUCCCAGCAAUGUCACUGGCUAUGUGACACUGCUGGAAAAUGCCAACAUCAGUCAACUCUAUGUCCAGAUAAACAUAAAGCGUUGCCUUAGCGAUGGAUGUGACACUAGAAUUCAUGGUCUGAGGGCUGUUGGCUUUCAGAAAAUUAAGAAGACUGGGGUCUCAGUCUCAGAUGCUUCUGCAAUAUGGUAUUGGUCGCUGCUGACAUCUCUGGUGACUGCUUCCAUGGAGACAAAUCCCGCCUUUGUCCAGACAGUACUGCACAAUACUCAGAAGGCACUCCAGCACAUGCCUCCACUUUCCCUCUCACCUGGAUCUACAGAUUUCUCAACUUUCCUGUCUCCCAAUGUUCUAGAGGAAGUGGACAGCUUCCUCAUAAGGAUAACUAGCUGCAGUUCUACCCCCGAGGUAGAGCUGACUCUUCUGGCUUUUGCACUAGCAAGAGGAAGUGUUGCCAAAGUGCUGAAUUCUCUGUGUACCAUCACUGACCAUCUGGACACACACUAUGAUGCCUUGUCCCUCAUCUCAUCUAUGGCAUUAGUCAGGCAAAACCUGCUCCUGAAAUACGGUAAACCUCUUCAGUUGACUCUUCAGGCUUGUGAUGUCAAAGGGAAAGAAGAAAAAUCAGGACCUGAAAACCUCCUUGUUGAACCAUGGACAAGAGAUGGUUUUCUUACAGAGACUGGAAAAACCAGAGCAAGUACUAUUUUUUCUACAGGAACUGACUCUGCCAUCCAAGUUACACAGAUCAGAAUUAUGGUUCGACGUGGGGGCAUUGGUGCCCAGUGUGGAUUGGUGUUUGCUUAUAAUUCAUCUUCUGAUAAAUUUCAUGCAGAAGAACAUUUCAAAAGGUUUGAAAAAUAUGACAAAUGGAAGCUUCAGGAGUUCAGGCAAUUUGUAAAAAGGAGGAUUGGUUGCUCACCUGAUGACCUUGAAGAAAAUGACCCUAUUGGAUGGUUUGAGCUGGAAGAAGAGUGGGAUGAAGCAGAUGUCAAGUUGCAACAAUGCAGAAUUGCCAAAUAUUUGAUGGUGAAGUUCCUCUGCACCCGCGAAGAGUCAGCAGAGCGUUUGGGAGUUCAAGGCUUGAGCAUCAGUGGAUAUCUCCGACCUAUAAGAGCUGAAGCCGAGCAGAGCGUGGUCUGUGCCCACUGCAAAAAGGACUCAGAGGAGAGGGUCUGUGGAGCCACUCUGCUCCUCAGGACCCUUCAGUUCAUCCAGCAGCUCGCGCAUGACCUGGUGCAGCAGAAGGAAAGUGGCUUAAAAUAUAGAUCUUUUCUGGACUUCGCGGGUCUUGAUUUGCAGAUCUUCUGGAAUUUUUACAAUAAGUUAAAGCAAAAUUCAAGGGAAGAAUGCAUUUGUGCCCAAACCCUGCUUCUGCAGCUUCUUCAGAGCUGCUUCUCCGUGCUGCAGGGAGAGACUCCAGCUGCCUCUCAGGGGACAAAGAAAACUGCAAAACAGAACCCUGGACAGAUAGAGGCCGCCAAGGAGCUCUUCUCGCACUUAUGUGAUGUGGUGGAUAGAGUGAAUGAAGAUUCUGUGCCCAUGGAAAUAUUAAAACAAGAAGUCAGGAACACCCUUCUCAAUGGGGCUGCCGUCUUCUUUCCUGACCGGCAAAUCCGGCGGAACCAUCUCUUCACCAUGAUGAAAAAUGUCACUGAACAGGAACAUAAGCAGUCCUUGCAGCUUACUUUUCGCUCACUGUGCACAUAUUUUAGUGAUAAGGAUCCAGGAGGCCUUUUACUUUUACCUGAAAAGGGUGACCAGGCGGAUUUGAACAUUGACGAAGUACUGGCGGUCAUGAGCACUCUACUCUCUGUUGCUGCACGAGAGUGCGAGCUGUUGAUGCUUAAUGGAACACAAGGGGAGUUUGGCUCAGUGCUUUUCUCCCUGUUCUGGUCUGUCCAAGGCAGCCUGCUCUCCUGGUGCUACCUGCAACUGAAGAGCACAGACUCUGAAGCCAAAGAUAUUGCUAUUGACCUUAUUGAAAAAUAUGUGGGGCAAUUUCUGGCAAGCAUGAGAGUUAUUUUGGAAUCCCUUUUGUCACAGUAUAGUGGAAAAACCAUCGUAGAAAAAUUAUGUAAUUCGGUGUUCUCAAUGGCAGCUCGUCAACUGGUAAUCUUUCUACUGGACUUUUGCACUUUAGACAUUUCCCACUGCACACUGUUGAGAGAGUUCAGUACCCUAACAGAACUGUUGAAAAAGCUCUGCAAUGACCCUGAAGGAGGGCUGGAUAAGCUUGAUGUUGAGUCCUGGCAGCAAGAGCGGCCAGUGGUGUUGCAUACUUGGACAAAAGAAUCUGCUCACAACUAUGAAAAUAAUUGCCAUGAUGUGUCUAUCUUUGUUAGCCCAGGGGCAACGUAUUUCGAGGUAGAAUUUGAUGAGAAGUGUGAAACUGAAAAAAGGUACGAUUACCUAGAAUUUACGGACUCUAGAGGUGGAAAAACACGCUAUGAUACCAAAGUUGGCACUGAGAAAUGGCCCAAGAAAGUUACCUUUAAGGCUGGUCCUCGGCUACAGUUUCUCUUCCACUCUGACAGCAGUAACAACGAAUGGGGCUACAAAUUUACUGUCACUGCCUAUGGCCUGCCAGAUGUUGCUGUGUCUUGGGGGUUGGAUUUACAACUCCUCGUUUCCAGACUGAUGGGACGCCUUGCUUCCCAGUGCAUGGCGCUCAAGACUGUGCAUAAGUUAGGAAGUAACAUGGCACUAUCUCAGGCAAAAAUGGCAUCAGUACUAAACUCCCCCUUGUGGAAACCUGUCUUCAGACAUCAGAUAUGUCCAGAGUUGAAAUUAGAAACGAACUGGCCCACUCACACAUCCCAGAAUAGUAAAGAGGUUAAGAACAUUCCUGAUGAUCCCUGCCACCGUUUUCUUCUUGAGUUUGCACAAUCAGAUCCUUCCCAGAAUUUCAGUGGGCCAAACUCAGAUCUUUUCAAAGGAUUCAUACAGGCAUGUAAAAAACAGGCCCUAAAGACAGAUAUAGUUGCUGGUUCCACUAUUGAUCAAGCUGUGAACGCCACCUUUGCUGCUCUGGUAUAUCGAACUCCAGACUUAUAUGAGAAGCUGCAAAAAUAUGUAAAUAGUGGGGGCAAGGCAGCCCUGAGUGAAGAAUUUGCACAGGUGUAUUCCUUAGCAGAUGGGAUUCGAAUAUGGAUGUUAGAGAUGAAGCAGAAGUUGCUGAUGCGCCUAGGCGAUGAGACCGAAGAUCAAUGCGGAUUGGAAGCUGUUGCAGAGGCAAACCCUGAGAUCUUGGCAAAAGAAUGUAUUCAGAAGAGUAUUCUAUUAUUGAAAUUUCUGCCUGUGGGUGUAAAUUCUAAAGAAAACUGUGACAGAUUGGUGACUACAGAUGAAACUGCUCAUCUGCAGCUACUUGACAAACGUCCGAGGACAAGCUCUGUGGUGGAAGAGCAUUUCCAGGCUUCACCACCUCCCGCAGAGGCAGCUUCCUCUGCUGCGGGAGACAGUUCUGGCUUGGAUGUGCAGACAAAGAUGCCUGCCAGUAAUGGCCCCGUGACCCCAGACAUGACUUCUGCCCUGACUGAAGAGCCUUCAUCACCCUCCACACCCACCAGGCGGCCUCCUUUCACUCGAGGGCGACUCCGGCUGCUCUCUUUUCGGUCCAUGGAGGAGGCCAGAUUAGUGCCCACAAUGAAAGAGAAAUACCCGGUACUGAAGGAUGUCAUGGACUUCAUUAAAGACCAGUCACUCUCACAUGAGAGCAUCAUAAAGGUUCUUUCCUUGAAGAAAGCCCAAGCCCAAAGCAUCCUUGAAGCCCUGAGGAUAAUUCAGUAUUGUUCAGAAUCCCUUGGACAGCCUCAUUGCUUCCACCCACCGUUUAUACUUUUCCUUUUGGAGCUUCUGUCCUGCCAGAAAGAGUUUACCAAUUAUUUUGGACACUUGGAAGGCUGUGGUGCAGAUCUACAUAAACAAAUUCGAGACACUUACUAUCAACUUGUUCUGUUUUUGGUCAAAGCAAUUAAAGGAUUUAACAGCUUGAAUGACAGGUCCUUGCUGCCUGCUUUAUCCUGUGUUCAGACAGCUGUGCUUCAUCUUUUGGAUAUGGGCUGGGAACCCAGUGAUCUCACCUUCUUUGUUGAUAUUCAGUUACCAGAACUCCUCAUGAAACUGUCACAGGAAAAUAUAAGUGUCCAUGACAGUGUGAUCAGCCAGUGGAGUGAAGAAGAUGAGCUUGCUGAUGCCAAGCAGAAUUCAGAAUGGAUGGAUGAGUGUCAGGAUGGCAUGUUUGAGGCCUGGUAUGAAAAAAUAGCCCAGGAAGAUCCAGAGAAGCAGAGGAAAAUGCACAUGUUUAUUGCUCGCUAUUGUGACUUGCUAAACGUAGAUAUUUCUUGUGAUGGUUGUGAUGAAAUUGCCCCCUGGCAUCGCUACCGGUGUCUACAGUGCAGUGACAUGGAUCUCUGUAAAACUUGCUUCUUAGGUGGGGUGAAGCCUGAGGGCCAUGGGGAUGACCAUGAAAUGGUGAACAUGGAGUUCACUUGUGACCACUGCCAGGGCUUGAUCAUAGGCCGGAGGAUGAAUUGCAAUGUGUGUGACGACUUUGAUCUUUGCUAUGGAUGCUAUGCAGCAAAGAAAUAUUCCUACGGCCACUUGCCUACACACAGCAUCACCGCCCAUCCGAUGGUGACCAUUCGGAUCAGUGACAGGCAGAGGCUCAUCCAGCCCUACAUUCACAACUAUGCUUGGCUGCUCUUUGCGGCCCUGGCCCUCUACAGUGCCCACCUGGCUAACACAGAGGAAGUGGACGGCGAGAAGCUGGAUCCCCAGGCCCGCAGCAGUGCUGCCACCCUGCGGAGCCAGUGCAUGCAGCUUGUGGGGGACUGUCUGAUGAAGGCUCACCAGGGAAAAGGUCUUAAAGCUCUAGCUCUUCUUGGUAUAUUGCCAGAUGGAAACUUUGCCUCAGAAAACCAGGCCCCAUCAGCCACAGUACCCACCAAAACAUCAGAGGACCAGCUAAAGAAAACUGUGCCAGCUGCUGAGGAGCCAUCAGACUCAGGCCUGUCUGUGCAGUGCAACGGAGAAAGAGAUAUUAAUAAGGAAACCAGACCUUCAGAUUGCAAGAAGAAAAAUAAGGCAGAUGAAGGUAUAUUGGUAACAAAGCAGACUCAAAUUUCAGACUCUACUGCAGAUGCCAACACAGCUACAGAACUUCCAGAUGCUGAAAAUUCAGAGGAGUCACCUCAGAAGACCAUUGAAGAAAAGGCAGUCACUCCAGACCCUGAGCAAGUAUUUGCUGAGUGUUCCCAGAAGAGAAUUUUGGGACUACUAGCAGCCAUGUUGCCUCCCUUAUGGAUGGAUCCUACGAUUCCCCUUGUAGACCUGGAGCAUGUCCUCCCGCUCAUGUUUCAGGUUGUCAUCUCAAACGCAGGUCACCUGAAUGAAACUUACCACCUCACUCUGGGUCUUCUUGGCCAGUUAAUUAUCCGCCUUUUACCAGCAGAGGUAGAUGCUGCAGUAAUCAAAGUCCUCUCAGCCAAACACAACCUGUUUGCAGCAGGGGACAAUUCUGUAGUGCCUGAUGGCUGGAAGACCACCCACCUGCUUUUCAGCCUGGGAGCUGUGUGUCUAGACAGCCGGGUGGGCUUGGACUGGGCAUGCUCCAUGGCAGAGAUCCUGCGGUCUCUCAAUAAUGCCCCACUGUGGCGUGACGUCAUUGCCACCUUCACUGACCACUGCAUCAAGCAGCUGCCUUUCCAGCUGAAGCAUACCAACAUCUUCACCCUCCUUGUGCUGGUCGGGUUUCCCCAGGUCCUCUGUGUGGGGACCCGCUGUGUUUAUACGGAUAAUGCCAAUGAACCACAUAACGUAAUCAUCUUGAAGCACUUUACUGAGAAAAACAGGGCUGUGAUCGUCGAUGUCAAAACUCGGAAAAGGAAAACAGUGAAGGACUACCAACUGGUCCAGAAAGGAGGACAGGAAAGCGGAGACUCUCAGGCCCGGCUGAGACAGUACUCCCAGCACUUUGCCUUCAUUGCCAGUCACCUUCUACAAACCAGCAUGGACAGCCAUUGCCCCGAGGCUGUGGAAGCAACUUGGGUUCUGUCCCUCGCCCUCAAAGGAUUAUAUAAAACAUUAAAGGUUCAAGGUUUUCAAGAGGCCCAUGCCACCUUCCUUCAGACUGAUUUGCUAAAGCUGUUGGUGAAAAAGUGCAGCAAAGGGACUGGCUUCAGUAAAACGUGGCUCCUCCGGGACCUUGAAAUUUUGUCGAUCAUGCUAUAUUCCUCAAAAAAAGAAAUCAACAAUUUGGCAGAGCACGCAGACCUGGAAGUGGAUGAGCGAGGGGACCAAGAGGAGGAGGCGGAGCGGUCAGCGAGCAGCCCCAGUGAGCCAGAGCCAAAAAAGUUGGACCCACUCGAAAACCUGGAUGAGCCCACCAGGAUCUGUUUCUUGAUGGCUCAUGAUGCCCUCAAUGCCCCUCUACACAUUCUUCGGGCCAUAUAUGAACUGCAAAUGAAAAAGACCGAUUCUUUCUUUCUGGAGGUUCAGAAGAGGUUUGAUGGAGAUGAACUCGCCACAGAUGAAAAGAUACGGACCCUGGCUCAGAAGUGGCAACCUAGGAGGAGCCUGAGAUUAGAGGAGCAAAAUGCCAAGGCUGUGGAUACAGACAUGAUUAUCUUGCCAUGCCUGUCCCGGCCUGUAUGCUGCACCCAGGCUACUCCUGAAUCAAACCCAGUGACCCAGAAACUGAUCUCCUGCACAGAGAGCGAGCUUCAGAAGAGCUAUGCCAAGCAGCGGCGGAGCAAGAGUGCCGCCCUUCUGCACAAGGAGCUUAAUUGCAAGACCAAGAGGGCUGUACGGGACUACCUUUUCCGCGUGAAUGACGCUACGGCCGUCCUGUAUGCCCGCCAUGUGCUGGCUUGCUUGCUCGCUGAGUGGCCCAGUAACAUUCCAGUGAGCGAGGAAAUCCUGGAGCUCAGCGGCCCUGCACAUAUGACCUAUAUCUUGGAUAUGUUCAUGCAGCUGGAAGAAAAGCAACAGUGGGAGAAGAUCCUGCAGAAGGUGCUCCGAGGCUGCCAGGAGAGCAUGCUGGGAACCAUGGCUCUGGCUGCCUGCCAGUUCAUGGAGGAGCCAGGGAUGGAGGUGCAAGUGCGGGAAUCCAAACAUCCAUACAACAACAAUACCAACUUUGAGGAUAAAGUUCACAUUCCUGGGGCAAUCUACCUCUCAAUCAAAUUUGAUUCUCAGUGCAAUACAGAGGAAGGCUGUGAUGAAUUAGCCAUGUCGAGCAGCAGUGACUUUCAGCAGGAUCGACAUAAUUUCAGCGGGUCUCAGCAGAAAUGGAAAGAUUUUGAGCUUCCAGGAGACACUCUCUAUUACCGCUUCACCUCUGACAUGAGCAACACUGAGUGGGGCUACAGAUUCACUGUGACUGCAGGACACCUGGGACGAUUCCAGACAGGAUACGAAAUUUUGAAGAAAAUGUUGUCAGAAAAGAAAGUUGUGCGGCAUCUCCCGUUGUCCAAAAUUUGGGAAUGGAUGGUAGGUGUGGCCUGUCGCCAGACUGGUCAUCAGCGAUUAAAAGCCAUCCAUCUUCUUCUGAGGAUCGUGCGAUGCUGUAGCCGCCGUGACCUCUGCGACCUUGCGCUGUUAAAGCCCCUGUGGCAGCUCUUCAGCAAUAUGGAGUACAGCCUGUUGGAGGACGUGACACAGCGUCGCAUCCUCGUCCCCCUGCACCGCGCCCUCACUGAGCUCUUCUUCGUCACCGAGAACCGCGCACAGGAGCUUGGCUUGCUGCAGGACUACCUGCUGGCCUUAACCACCGAUGACCAUCUUCUCCGCUGCGCCGCACAGGCUCUGCAGAACAUUGCUGCUAUCAGCCUGGCCAUCAACUACCCCAACAAGGCCACCUGCCUCUGGAAUAUAGAGUGUUAGCCCGGUGAGGCAUGCACGGAGCCAGCUGAUCUGGCCACAGGCCUUUUGGAGAGACACCUGACCUCGUCCAGGAAAGUUCCUGCACUCGAGUUCCCACUUCCACUCUGAUGAGAAAACCAAGCAGCCAGACCUCCAAGAACUUCCCAAAUUACGACUCGACCCCUGCACACACCACAGCAUGUGAAAAGAAGCAGGACCAUGCUGAGGGACCCAGAAAAGACAAGCAAGAAGCUCUUGAGAAGGUUGUUCAGGAGCCAGCCUUCCCCAGGGUCUGCCUGCAGGAGCUGCAGUCCUGGAGGACCUGGCCACUGCCCCAUGGGACAGAGCUCUCUGGGCAGGCGGGUGGGCGCCCUGGCGCUGGCCCUGGACAGCCUGCGUGUGCGCACAGCCGCAUUCUCAGCAAGCCCUUCGGCUGCAGUGCAGGGACCAGCUUUUGCUUCUUGAGACUGGACAGUCAUAAUCAAAACCAGCGAGAUUCCCUUCCUGGCCAACACCUGGUCCCAUGCGCUCAGCACAGGACCUGGCAGCGUCCCAGAGAAACCUUCAGUGAAGACAAGUGCCCUUGGGGACAGCCGCGGCCACGUGUGCUCCUGCUCAUGCAUGGCUCCCAGCAUAGCCACUUUUUUUUAAGUUGUUGUCUUGACAUAUUUUAGUUCCCCCUCACGUUUUUAGAAUAGAACCACGUAGACUCCCUUAGAGGGCCUCCAGAGAGUGAGCAGUGACCAGGCCUCCAGUGGGCCAGACUGCUUUGGGUAAGAGUUGCAGAACCAAGGAGUGUUCUCCAGCGUCUGUACCUAGGACUUGAAGUGCAGUCAGAGAUCUUAUCUUAGAAGUCAAAAAUAUAAAAACCCUAAGAUGACACACAUACACACACACACACACACACACAGGAUGGUGUGGUCACCAUCACCCCUACCACUAAGACUCUGUGUGGUUACUCUGCUGUCACACGUCUAGCAAUAAUUCCAUUCGUUCUUAUGAGGGCUGUUUGCCAUUUUCCUUUUUAGGGUUGUCAUCUCGCCCUGACGUGCUGAUGGUGAUUCUCUUUUCAAGGUCACACUUUGGAGAGUGAGGCUGGGUUGGCCCCUGGGCUGCGUGCAGAUCUCGGAGGGUCUGUGAGCGUGGGAGAGGUCCACAGUGGCUGCAUUCAAGGGCAGGUGUGCGAGCCCCAAUACUGCUCUCCACACAGGCCUGGCAGUGCCAGGUGGACAGGUGGGCACUGCCAUGGCCGUGGAAGCUCCCUCUGCAGGGUCCGCAGGGGCAGGGCCCAGACUGCAGGUCCCAGGAACCUCUUCCUGUACAAAUACUUCUGCCAACAUGUGGCAACUUCCCUCAGCCUCACGGCUAGAUUCUAGCCCAGGCCUGAGGCUGUGUUGUGGAACCAUCAGGAAGGAACAUGACGUUAGCAAGGUGUGUGCCUGGCCUGGUGCCCUGGCUGCGGGAACUGUUCUGCCAGCCGGGUAGAAUCCCCUUCCCCAUCUUUGCCUGCUUUUCCAGAGAAGGCCCCGGAUUCGGUGAGAAGGGAGCAGGUGGGCACAGACUCCAAGGGUGGACUGUCUGAGGAGAGACACCGAGACGGUGCGCUGGCUGCUGACCUGGGCAGAGCAGGACUGUGGGCCGGGCGGGGGCCCCGCCUGUCAGGGCAGCUGCCAACAGCUUCGUUCCCCUUCUUCCCGGCAGGACGACAAGUCGUAAAUAAACGCUGGGCUCCUCAUAGCUUGUCUCCCUCCACCACCCUUGCUGUUCUGGUUUCUCUGUACUUCCGCUUACUUAGAACAAGCCUGAGUUUUCCCUUCAUGCCGAACGGCUGCUCUCCUGGCAGGGCCCCUGCAUCCCACCCCACCCCUGCUUCCGGCCACUGGGUGGCGCCGCUGAGCAAGACCCAGCGCCUACUCUGGCCCUGUCCGCCAGUGGCUACCACAGCAGCUGGCCCUCACCGAAGCCGACUGUAAGGGAAAGAGGGAUUUCCUUCGAGGCCAACGUCCCUUUGACCUUCUUAGGAGGCAGGACUGCCUGCAGUGAGAUAUAACUGGCAGGAAUAAAGGUAUUGUGGAAACAUGUGCCUAAUCUAUAAAGAAAAUCUGUUCCAAAUCAUAUAUAUUGUACAAACAGACACUGUUCCUAAUGAGAGGAGUGACUUAUUUUCAUCAUCGUUUUUAAUUUGUUUUCUUACGGGUUUACGAUUUUGAAUUUUUCUUAUUGGUUGAAAGAAAGAAUUUUGAUUAUAUUAGCUGAGUGAGUUCAGCCUGUACAAAGAAUGUUAAGUUGCAGAUAAAAUAUGCAAAUGAAGAGAAAUAUAUUGUACAAAUUCUAUAUAAAACAGUACAAUUGCGUG
This is a messenger RNA of Sorex fumeus (smoky shrew), 11337 nucleotides long. RefSeq names its product zinc finger ZZ-type and EF-hand domain containing 1 (gene ZZEF1). Gene Ontology annotation, biological process: protein ubiquitination; regulation of synaptic plasticity. Lineage: Eukaryota; Metazoa; Chordata; Mammalia; Eulipotyphla; Soricidae. Gene Ontology annotation, molecular function: ubiquitin-like protein ligase activity; calcium ion binding; zinc ion binding. The record is from RefSeq and is a predicted model, not a curated record. The transcript has 55 exons. Gene Ontology annotation, cellular component: postsynapse. Bases 111 to 9002 code for a protein of 2963 amino acids.